AUGGAUGAACAUCCAGGGAAUCUAUCAAUUUUCACUCAUUCUGGUAGGCCACUGGGAAAAGGAAAGGUUAGAUAUCUCACAGAACAAGAAUUUCAAGCAGCACAAAUGUACAUCUUGUUGAAUUGUAUAGAAGUAAAACCGUACAUUGACAUUUUUGUUAAUGAGUUACACAUGGCCAAUCCAAAUAUCAAUGAUAAACAAGUUGAUGAGAAACUAGAGCGUGAAUUUGAUAAGUGGUUCAAUAAAUAUGUUCACAAUCCCUCCAACAAUAUAUCAAGCCAGUUUUUAAAGGAUCUAUCAAAGGGUCCAUUAAGAAGUGUUAUGUGCUACAAUAGUUAUGUAGUUAAUGGUUAUAAAUUUCACACUAAAGGUUAUGGUUCGCAUAGGGCAACGAUGAACAGUGGGGUAUGUAUCAAGGGGACUAAUUACAGUACUAAUGAAAGUGACUACUAUGGACAAUUAAUUGAAGUGCUACGAUUGGAGUACCCUGGAUUACCAAUCAAAAGAACUGUAUUGUUUAAAUGUGAUUGGUUUGAUCCAACACCAAAUGUGGGAACAAAGAUUCAUCCAAAAUAUAAACUUGUGGAUAUUAAUCAUAAAAGAUCCUUCAAUAGGUAUGAACCAUUUGUUCUUGCUAUCCAAGCCUUCACGAGAUCUGUUAUUGAUCUUCCUGAGCAAGUGAAUGUGACAACUCCCCCUGCGCGGGAAGAACCAUUUCAAGAAGAUGAAAUGGAAGUCCCUUUGAUUCAAAUUGACGAUGAUGAUGAUCAACAACAAUAUUUGAAUGAUCAAAACGGUGUACUAGUUGAAAUUAAUGAAGAGGAUGUUGAAGAUGAAGAAGAGCUUGAAUUGAUGCGAGGCAACGGUCGCAGGGGAGGUUUGUUGGGUCAUUCACAGUCAAGGCGCACUGCGGCAGAUGAGCCCAAUGAUCAACUAGACCAAUCUACACAGGGUCAGCCUCAGGUUCCUUCACGAUCCACUGGGAGGUCGACACCAGAUCCAGAGGGGUCUACUGCUUCAACACAGCAUCGAGCUACACCUCCACCUCCACCGCCACCACCUCCACCGCCACCACCUAUUACCCCAUCUUCUGAGCCUGCAAUUGGAUCAACCUCUGGUCAUGAAGGUCAUUCAGUUGGGGCAGCACCAAUAUCAUCGAUGGAUGGCCUAUCACUCACUACAUUUGGAAGAAAGAAAAGAAUAAAGCUCAUUAAUGGCACGUUACAUCCAUCUGAGGAAUGUGCUAAGAAGAUGAAGAAUAUCUUCAAGGAGAGGAUGGACCCAGAGGGGCACUGUUGGAAAACUAUCACGCCUGAAACAAAAGAGUUUUACUGGGAUGAAUUUCAAAAAUACUUUGAUUGGCAAGAGGUGACUCCACUAGUAAAGGAAGCUUGGAGGCGUAAGGCUGCAGAGCGCUAUAAGGCCCUAAUGUGCAAUGUCAGGAAAAGGAAAUCCAAGGUCAUCGUGCCUAAUAGUAAAAUGCAAAAAUGGAAGGAGGCAUGGAGUAGCCCAGAGUUUAAAGCCAAGAGCCAUCAGUUCACUGCUAACCGUUGUAGUGAGAUAGGGGGAGUUGGGGCGUGCAUCUCUAGACACACAUGGGGUUCGGGCCACAUGCUACUCAUGCAGAUAGAAUGGUAA
Messenger RNA from Hevea brasiliensis (rubber tree), 1638 nucleotides. RefSeq lists its product as uncharacterized. The coding region runs from base 1 to 1638 and encodes 545 amino acids. The record is from RefSeq and is a predicted model, not a curated record. Lineage: Eukaryota; Viridiplantae; Streptophyta; Magnoliopsida; Malpighiales; Euphorbiaceae. The transcript is spliced from 6 exons.